Molecule: messenger RNA, 1177 nt
Organism: Mytilus californianus (California mussel)
Lineage: Eukaryota; Metazoa; Mollusca; Bivalvia; Mytilida; Mytilidae
Product: alpha-(1,3)-fucosyltransferase 7-like
Exons: 2
Coding region: 11-1177 (388 amino acids)
Cellular component (GO): membrane
Molecular function (GO): alpha-(1->3)-fucosyltransferase activity
Source: RefSeq, a predicted model, not a curated record
AGUGUGUUAAAUGUUAUUCAGUAACUGUAACCAAUUCAUAGUUAUUGGUGAUGAUUACUUGGAAAUAAUGGAUUUGAACAGGAAACAACUCGGAAAAGAGGAUCGCUUUUGGACGGGUCCGUUUCAAAUCAGGUAUCCUAUUUGUAUCUUUUCCAUAUGUUGGAUCGUAUAUACCAUAGCUGAUAUUUCAUUACUCGGAAGAGACAAUUUUCAACAAAUGAUUCCAAGGAUAGAAAAUAAAAGCAGUUAUUUAUUACUGUGGUACAGUCCACCAUUUUGGGCUUCAAAUUUGAAACCUCAGAACGGAUUCAAAAAUUGCGUAUUCAAAAAUUGUGAUAUAUCACUCGAUAAGAGUUUAAUAAAUAAAAGCGAUGUUUUGUUAUUUCAUCACUCUGAUCUUACUAAAAAUCCACCAAUAAGAACGGAGAAUCAAAUUUGGGUAUUCAUGACGUUAGAGUCUCCAGUACAUACGUAUGGACCCUACAAAGAACAACAGUGGAAUAAUGCUUUCAACUGGACAUGGAGUUAUCGACAAGAUUCGGAAAUAUUUACACCCUAUGGAAAAUUGUCUAAAAGAAUAGUACCGAAAGAAAAAAAUUACACUAAAAUAUUUCAACACAAAUCAAAGGAUGUUGCUUGGGUGGUUAGUAAUUGUUAUACACAUUCACAAAGGAAUAGAUACGUUCAAAAGAUGAAGAAAUUUAUCGAUGUAGACGUAUUUGGAAAAUGUGGAAAACCUUGCAGUUCAUCUGGCGACGAGUGCAUAAAAGAUUUAAGUAAUAGAUAUAAAUUCUAUCUCUCAUUUGAAAAUUCUAUAUGUGAAGACUAUAUAACAGAAAAGGCAUUCCGGUUGUAUAAGGGGAAUUUUGAUAUAGUCCCUGUAAUAAGGGGUUGUCCUAAUAUCAAGGAUAUUUUACCGAAGAGUACGUUUAUAACUACUUUGGAUUUUGUGUCUCCGAAAAAAUUAGCUCUUUAUCUCAAGGAUAUAGCACUCAAUGAAACUAUGUAUUUAAAUUAUAUAAAAGAAAAAGACAGGUAUGUAACUACUUCGUACAACAAUUAUAUACAAGAUGGAACAUGUUUAUUGUGUGAAAAAAUAAAUAACAACAGAAAUGGUACAGUCAAUUUAUCACAAUGGAUGUUGAAAAAGCAAUGCAUUAGUCCUUUAGAUAUAUAA